This is a messenger RNA of Strongyloides ratti, 480 nucleotides long. Its product is annotated as 15 kDa selenoprotein. NCBI's taxonomy places the organism in Eukaryota, Metazoa, Nematoda, Chromadorea, Rhabditida, Strongyloididae. Gene Ontology annotation, molecular function: oxidoreductase activity. Bases 1 to 480 code for a protein of 159 amino acids. The record is from RefSeq and is a predicted model, not a curated record. The transcript has a single exon. Gene Ontology annotation, cellular component: endoplasmic reticulum lumen.
AUGGUAAGGGUAAACAAAUUUAUAAAGUCAAUAUUUUUUAUAUUUACUUUUUCAAUAUUAUUAUUGGAUGUUUUUGGUGAGGAUGAUUUUUAUACAAUUGAAGAAUGUAAAGAUCUUGGAUUUAAUAAAGAUACAUUACGAUGUUCAACAUGUGAUAAAUUAACACAAUUUUCAUUAGAAGAAUUAUAUACAGAUUGUAAGUCAUGUUGUUGGGAGGAAAAAGAUAAAGUUCAUGAAAAAUAUGCAUUUGCUUAUAUUGAGUAUUGUGAAUGUAAUAUUGCUCGUUUUCCUCAAGCACAAGCAUUUAUAAAAUCAGGUAUGGUAAGUGAAUGGGGAAAUCAAUUAAAAGUAAAACAUGUUCGUGGAUCUCUUCCAACUUUAGUUAUGAAAGAUAAAAAAGGAAUGACAAUUAAAUCUUUUAAUAUUGAAAGUUGGGAUACUAAUACUAUUAAAGAAUUUUUGGAUGGUUGGUUAGAAUAA